AUGCACACAACUCUCAUCAGCAACCCGGUGCGUAGCGCUGUGCUUUGCACUCGCCUGCCUUCCGCAACGCUAAACCCAAUCGCCUUCCAAUCCUCUUCCUCCCUCCAUCAAGUCGUCUCGCUCAAGUCCCAAGCACGCCCAUCAAGCACCUCCACAGUACGAUUCCCCAAGGCUACUCCUUCGCUUCAGAUUGUGUCCUCUCGACCCCAAGCGCCAACUGCAACAUGCAUGAGCCAAACGCCAUCGGUCCGCUCCAACUUCUCCACGGCCGCCCGUGAAGAAGCCGCCAAGCUCGACUGGAACUCGUUCUUCAAACUUCGUGCCUCUCGUCGGCGAUAUACCCUAGGGUCCUCGAUUGCGAGCUCAGCGGCUACCACCGUGACCGGUCUGCAGAUACUUUCGAGUCAGAACCUGGAGAACCUCGGUGCGCAAGUCAUGGGCUUGGAUCCAUUUGUUGUUCUGGGUAUGGCGACCGCGGCCUGCGGUGCUGCCGGAUGGCUUGUCGGGCCAUUCUUGGGAAAUGCCAUCUGGGGGGUUGUUAACCGGAAGUACAAGACGGCAGUUAAUGUGAAAGAGAAAGAGUUCUUCGACAGGAUCCGGAGGUACCGAGUCGACCCCUCCUCUAAUUCGAUUGCGAACCCUGUGCCCGAUUACUACGGCGAGAAGAUUGGCAGUGUCCAAGGAUACCGGCAAUGGCUCAAGGACCAGCGUGCUUAUAACCGCAAGAGACGCAACUUUAUUGCCUAG
Molecule: messenger RNA, 747 nt
Organism: Aspergillus puulaauensis
Lineage: Eukaryota; Fungi; Ascomycota; Eurotiomycetes; Eurotiales; Aspergillaceae
Gene: PAM17
Product: presequence translocated-associated motor subunit PAM17
Exons: 2
Coding region: 1-747 (248 amino acids)
Biological process (GO): protein import into mitochondrial matrix
Cellular component (GO): PAM complex, Tim23 associated import motor
Source: RefSeq, a predicted model, not a curated record